Aedes aegypti (yellow fever mosquito) is the source of this 1807-nucleotide messenger RNA. Its product is annotated as golgin subfamily A member 7. Bases 193 to 633 code for a protein of 146 amino acids. Lineage: Eukaryota; Metazoa; Arthropoda; Insecta; Diptera; Culicidae. Gene Ontology annotation, biological process: peptidyl-L-cysteine S-palmitoylation; protein targeting to membrane. Gene Ontology annotation, cellular component: palmitoyltransferase complex. The transcript has 4 exons. The record is from RefSeq and is a predicted model, not a curated record.
GUCAUUCCACCCAGAGAAUGUCAACAAGAGAAAAAAAUAUCACCCAAAACCAGAAAAGUGGAGUGAAAAUUUAUCAACAUUGCAAAUUAUUUGCAGUAAUUUGCAAUUGUUUUGCAAUAUUUACGUCGAAUUUAAGCUAUUGAAACGCUGUACUAGUUGUGGUCGACGGAAACUCAGCUCAAAUAGAAAACAAUGGCUGGUAACGUAGUGCGGAUGUCCCAGCCCGGAACACCAGCAGCGACGCAGUCCAACUACAUGAAGGUCUUCAUCCAGCGGGACUACAGCGAGGGCACUUCCGUGAAAUUCCAGACCAGGUUUCCGCCAGAGCUGGAGAGUCGGAUCGAUCGCCACACAUUCGAGAGCACGAUGAACAAACUGAACGAGUAUUUUGCCGAGGCGGAGAAGGGGUCCUGUAGUACUUACUGUGAGGGCUGCCUGGCAUGCAUCACCGCCUAUCUAAUCUACAUCUGCACGGAGACGCACUACGAAAAGUGUUUGCGCAAGGUGUCCAAGUAUAUAGCUAUGCAAAAUGAGCGUGUGUAUAAUCCGAAAGGGCUGCAAAUAACCGAUCCGGUAUGCCGAGGGCUACGAGUCAUAGAGAUCUCGAUAUUGGAUCGCCCCGGGCGCACGUGACUGCCACUGUCACAUUCCACGGAGGAAUUCUUCAUGUAAAUUCACUUUUGAACAGGAAGGAUGUACUACAUACACACACAAAACCAUCGGAACAACUUUUUUUAGUGGCAUAAGCAGACAGCGUAAUCGUUCGGAGUUAGCGGAACAUCAAGUAAAAUAGUUUAGCAAAAGCAUGUUGAAAGAAUCGGACCCAAUUGCGUUGAACGAACGUCUAACGUAAGCUAGAUAACUUUGAUUUGGAAGAAACUGCUCAUGUUCGUGGUAAUGAUGAGUCGAAUAUUUUUCCGAACUGAUUAUCCCAAAAACAUGCAUCCAUUUCUGUACUUUUCAAAGAUUACAAAAACUAUUCCAGACUUUUUAAGCUCAUUGUGGGUGCAAUCACUUAUAAGGAUAAAAUUACUCUUAAAGAAAUCUUGUUUUCCAUUACUUUAGCAAAUGUUUCUGUUCUACGAUAGAUAUCAUUUUUAAUGCUUGAAGUGCACCUACACUCUCGAAGUUUCGAUUUUAGUCUAUUUUUCUGUCGCAUUUAGUUUUCAGAUUCCAGCAGUGCAAGCAACAACGUUCAACGAAGCUAAUUAGGCUGCAUGUUUAAGUCCAAUGCGUAUGGUGACAAAUUGUUUAGUGUUAUAAGGUUCAGGACAAAAAUCUAGACUGGAAUGCAAGAAAUUCAGUGAAAGUAAAAUUGUUUUAGAUGGGAAUUGUGACAGAAAGCCAUUGACAAUGGACGAUGACAUUAUGAAAAGAUCAAGAUAAGCGAAAUAGCAUCCGAAAUGACAUACGUUCGAAUUCCUCUAAUACACAAAAUCUAUUUUAUUCAAAGCAAGAUAGAAUCACUAAUAAAGUGAACCGUACUGUAACGUUAUCUUGAGAACAAAACUUAUUCUUUCCUGAAAUAGCUAUCCCAUGUGAGAGUAAUUCGAAACCGAAUACUCUACGAAAGGGAGUUUUUGAAACAGUUAAUUUAGCUGCCUCAAGUCUCAUGACUCGCUGACUAGAUCCUACUUGUGACUUCCAAAAACGCAGAUCCUGACGGACAUUCUACUGCAGUUUAUUUCAUCUGUUGACUAUAAUACAAUCCAUCUAGAACGUAGAUCCGGCGAAAUGCUUGGGUUCUUAUAAUUGUGAAGAAUGUUUUGGGAUAUAACAUAUAAAAUAUAUUUAUUAACAAAUCUAA